Molecule: messenger RNA, 762 nt
Organism: Schizophyllum commune H4-8
Lineage: Eukaryota; Fungi; Basidiomycota; Agaricomycetes; Agaricales; Schizophyllaceae
Exons: 4
Coding region: 13-741 (242 amino acids)
Source: RefSeq, a predicted model, not a curated record
UUCGACGAGUCCAUGAACGGGUUCUCUGACUCCUCGACCUCCCUCGUCCUUCUCGCCUCCUGUAUCCGCGAGAUCACCUCCACCAUCAACGCCGUCUGCCCCAACCUCGGUACACCCCACGGUACCUCCCCAUUCUGCACGCUCUCCCCCGCACUCUCCUUCCUACCACCCGGCUCGCUCAUCAGCGCCACCGCAACCAUCUCCGCAUCCCUCGUCCAAAACUCCGGCACGAACUUCGACACCGCACGCAAGACGGCGAGAUGGUGCGCUACCGCCAGCUCGCGGGUGGCUGCUGCACAUGCAAAGAGGGGCUUGAAGAAGACCUGCGGGUACGUGCGCGAGAGAAGGUCGAGAAGCGCGGACAGCGGUGCACUAUUGGCGGCGGGUGGGUCCUCGACGAGGCGAUCGUUCAGCACGGGCACGAAGUACGUUGCAAGCGGCUUGCGCAUUGGCUCCGGCGCCGCACGCAUAACGGCGCUCAAGAUGGCGAGCACGCGCGGCCAAUCGUCCUUUGAAAUCACAUCCUUCAUCGUUGUCUCGACCGAUACACGCAGCUCUGCAUUCGCGUGCCAUGCCCCCACAAGCUCCGCCGCCCACUGCAUCAGCUCCCGACUGCCACUAAUGCAGAGCAACUCGAACGCGAUGCGGACAACGUUGCUGCGCGCCUCAGACGCCAGUGUAUCCGAUAGUCGAGCGAGCUCGUCGACGACGCGGCGCUGUACGUGGUACAUGGCGAGCUGAGCGGCCGAUACCUUGCCUUCC